Didymosphaeria variabile is the source of this 1266-nucleotide messenger RNA. RefSeq lists its product as uncharacterized. The record is from RefSeq and is a predicted model, not a curated record. The coding region runs from base 1 to 1266 and encodes 421 amino acids. The transcript has a single exon. NCBI's taxonomy places the organism in Eukaryota, Fungi, Ascomycota, Dothideomycetes, Pleosporales, Didymosphaeriaceae.
AUGGGUCACUAUUUCGACUGGAACGCAGAGCGAAAAAGUGUUGGUUUAGACGAACUCAUCAACCGGGCUCCGCAGAAUGAUAAUAUCGAUCAUAAGGCUCUGCGGGCCUAUCGUCAGUCUCGCAUUCGUACUGAGAUGGCUAAACACGGCAUGGACGCGGUAGUCCUCUGUGACGGAGUAAACAUUCGCUAUGCAACAGGCACGCGUAACAUGCAGGUCUGGAGCGGUCGCAAUGCACCCGCACGAUAUCUCCUACUCACGCAAGAGCGAUCUAUACUCUUCGAGUUUGCCGGCUGCGCGCAUCUUGUCAUCGGAUUCGAAGAUACAAUCGAUGAGGUGCGCAUUGCCAGAGGAGCGCAGUUCAAUCUGGACAGGAACAUCGAGAAGAAGGAACGCGACUGGGCGAAGGAGAUGGGAGACUUGAUUAAAGAGCUUCUUGGCCGCGACAGUGGCGUGACGGUUGGCCUGGAGCGGAUGAACGCCGGCGUCGGCAUUACCAUGACGGAGCUUGGUUUCAAGAUCGUAGACGCGCAAGUGGCUGUCGAGCUUGCAAAAUCCAUCAAGUGUUCUGAAAAAAUCCAAUGCAUCAAGGAAUCUUUACGCGCCACCGAAAGAGGUGUCGCCAUGCUGCGAGAUGCGAUCAAGCCAGGACAGACGGAGGCCGAGCUUUGGUCUAUCCUUCACAAAGCCGUGAUUGAGAGAGACGGCGACUAUGUCGAGACAAGAUUACUCAAUGCCGGCAAACGUUCAGUCCCUUGGUUCCAGGAGACCUCCAAUGCAGUAAUCGAAGAGAAUACCCUCAUAUGCCUAGACACAGACGUCGUUGGCUGUCACGGGUACUACUCGGACUUCUCUCGAACGUUCCAUGCUGGUCCUGGCGAACCAUCUGCCUCGCAGAAGCAACUUUACAAGGAUGCAUACGAGAUGCUCAACUACAACAUCAGUGUGUUGAGACCAAAUAUGACUUUCAAAGAGUUCGCUGAUGCCGCUUGGGUAAUACCGCAGAAGUACUGGAAACACCGGUACUUUGCCAUUGCGCAUGGCGUUGGCAUGACUUGCGAGUUCCCAUACCUUUACAGCGCAAGGGACUUCGACGAGUUUGGUUAUGACGGGAUAAUCGAGCCCGGGAUGACACUAUCGAUUGAGGCUUAUCUGAGUGAGGAAAGAGGCACUGAUGGUGUAAAGCUUGAGGACCAAGUCCUCAUCACUGAGACUGGAAUCGAGCGCCUGUCGCAGUUUCCAUUUGAGAAAGCUUUGUUGUCUUAA